Staurois parvus is the source of this 303-nucleotide messenger RNA. Lineage: Eukaryota; Metazoa; Chordata; Amphibia; Anura; Ranidae. The record is from the annotation of a GenBank genome assembly.
UGCUGCCUAUCAGUGCCAUGUGCAUCAGUGCCCGUCAGUGCUGCCUACCAGUGCCAGUCAGUGCAGCCUAUCAGUGCCAGUCAGUGCCGCCUAUCAGUGCCGCCUAUCAGUGCCAUAUAUGAGUGCUGCCUUUCAGUGCCCAUCAGUGAUGCCUGUCAAUGCCCAUCAGUGCCACCUACCAGUGCCUCCUCAUCAGUGCCAUCUAUCAGUGUCCAUCAGUGCAGCCUAUCAGUGCCCAUCACUACAGCCUCAUUAGCGCACAUCAGUGAAGGAGAAAAAUCACUUAUUUACAAAAUGUUAUAA